AUGCAUAUGGACUCGGAUGAAGAGGGUCGGUACCAGAAAGUCAGAAGACGGAUCCUCUACAAAAAUAAAUGCCAAGAGCAUUGUGCGACUCGACCCCCAAGUUGGCACUCCACUGGCACUGAUAUAUUCAUUCGCCCACAUCCGGUGUCUUCUUCCAGGGCAUUCACCGUCUAUCCCACGACAAUCAUACCGCCGAAGAGAGAUGACUCCAGACAAGAAAAUGCGGCGGUUGGAUUCGCCGCCAGCCACCAACGAGGAUUGAUACUGAUCCUGAAAAGUCCGGAAUCUGCAACAACGCAAUUCAGGGGGUAUGGGAUACCCAUGUUUGAGGAGGAAGCGGAGCAAAACCAGGAUGACGAGAGCCACUACACGACGAUUGGUGUAUGGAUUGGUAGUAGUGCACCACUCUACGGAGGACUUGGGUAG
Messenger RNA from Botrytis porri, 426 nucleotides. RefSeq lists its product as uncharacterized. NCBI's taxonomy places the organism in Eukaryota, Fungi, Ascomycota, Leotiomycetes, Helotiales, Sclerotiniaceae. The transcript is spliced from 2 exons. Bases 1 to 426 code for a protein of 141 amino acids. The record is from RefSeq and is a predicted model, not a curated record.